CCUAUAUAAUGCAUUCGACCCGGCCCCCAUCAGUUCAGUUUGUAUCGAAAAGUCGUCGCAAAAAUGAGUUUCGUGAAGGGAACUAUCGCGCUAGUGCUCCUAGUUGUGGCCAUUUCCAAGGUCGAAUCCAUCCGGACGGAGAACGGAAACCAGAUCGUAACGCUGGGGACGUUUGCCGCCGCCGACGUAACGUGUCUGACGAAAAGAAUCUACAGAUUUCAACCGGACCCGCAGACGAUCACCUUCAUCAGUACCACCAACAUCAACUGGAUACGAGUUUCCCGAAUUAACCAGCAUGCCAAGAGUGGCAUUUCUGCGCCUAUUACUGGCGGUGCUCUCGGGACCCCACAGGUAACGCUGACUAUCGAGGAUACGGCUAACAAAAACUAUUUCCUAAACGAUGUUUUAGUAGUGAUGCGAUGUGCUGCAUAAUUGAAUCGUCUACGGUAUAAUUUAAUUUAAUUUAUUUAAGGAAGUGUUUGCUUUAAAGUGUUGAAGUUGAUAAAG
This is a messenger RNA of Armigeres subalbatus, 507 nucleotides long. RefSeq lists its product as uncharacterized. Bases 64 to 432 code for a protein of 122 amino acids. The record is from RefSeq and is a predicted model, not a curated record. Lineage: Eukaryota; Metazoa; Arthropoda; Insecta; Diptera; Culicidae. The transcript is spliced from 2 exons.